CCCGCACACACACACACACACACACGCUCGACCCUCCUCCAGCCCCACCGCCCCACCAUGGCCACCUCCACCCUGUCCGUCUGCUCCAGCGACCUCAGCUAUGGCAGCCGGGUCUGCCAGCCCGGUGCCUGGGACUCCUGCCCCGACUCCUCCUGGCAGGUGGACGACGGCCCAGAGAGCUGCUGCGAGCCCCCCUGCUGCGCCCCCAGCUGCUGCGCCCCAGCCCCCUGCCUGAGCCUCAUCUGCACCCCUGCCAGCUGUGUGUGCAGCCCCUGCCAGUCAGCCUGCACCAGCUCCUGCACGCCCUCGUGCUGCCAGCAGUCUAGCUGCCAGCUGUCCUGCUGCACCUCUUCCCCCUGCCAGCAGGCCUGCUGCGUGCCCGUCUGCUGCACACCUGUCUCCUGCUCCCCCGUGUGCUGUGUGCCUGUCUGCUCUGGGGUCUCCCCCUGCUCAGACUCCUCAUGCUGCCAGCAGUCUAGCUGCCAGCACUCGUGCUGCACCCCCUCCCCUUGCCAGCAAGCCUGCUGUGAGCCCGUCUCCUGCACCCCUGUCUGCUGCACCUGUGACAGCUGCAAGCCCGUGUGCUGUGUGCCCGUCUGCUCUGAGGCCUCCCCCUGCUCAGGCCCCUCGUGCUGCCAGCAGUCUAGCUGCCAGCCCUCCUGCUGCACCUCCUCCCCCUGCCAGCAGGACUGCUGCGAGCCCAUCUGCCGCACACUCAUCUGCUCCAAGGCCACCCCCUGCCCAGCCCCCUCAUGCUGCCAGCCCAGCCCCUGCCCCCCGUCCUGCUGCAGACCCUCCUCCUGCGUGUCCCUCAUCUGCCGCCCGGUGUGCAGACCCGCCUGCUGCGUGCCCGUGCCCUCCUGCUGCGGCCCUGCCUCCUGCCAGCCCAGCUGCUGCCGCCCGGCCUCCUGCGUGUCCCUGCUCUGCCGGCCUGUGUGCAAACCCUCCUACUGCGUGUCCCUGCUCUGCCGCCCCACGUGCUCCCGCGUGGCCUGCUGCAUCCCUGCCCCGACCCAGAAGUCCUGCUGCUGAGUGAUUAAAGGCACCCCAAAGCUCGAGAGCUCACUGCCAUCUGCAGCCCCUGGAUUCUUUACCAAGAGCCAAAAUAGCUGUCAAGCCCCCUUCAUGGGCCCCCGCAGUGGGCAUUUGUGGCUACCUGGCCACACAUGUGCAGUCGUCCUCCACAGAAUAGCUCACCCAUUUCUUCAAGGACUGACUUCCCCCAAAUCAACGUGCCCUGCCCCCCAGCCUGGGUUGGCAGAGACCCAGUGAGGCCCCUGGCCUCCCCCAGGCCUUUGAAGGUCCUGUGGAGUGGAGCAGAGAAGAUGAACUGCUUGGAGUGGGUUUCUCAUCGCCGCCACCGGACCUGGGUAUGGCCCUGGCUCCUCCACUGGUUCCUGAGCUGGUUUCUUUACCUUCCCCUCGUUCUGUGAGCUGCCAGUCCCUUCUAAUAAACUCCUUGCCUGAUGAAUUUAA
Messenger RNA from Equus quagga, 1476 nucleotides. RefSeq names its product keratin-associated protein 10-12-like. Bases 58 to 1032 code for a protein of 324 amino acids. NCBI's taxonomy places the organism in Eukaryota, Metazoa, Chordata, Mammalia, Perissodactyla, Equidae. The transcript has a single exon. Gene Ontology annotation, cellular component: keratin filament. The record is from RefSeq and is a predicted model, not a curated record.